AUGGCCUCGACGAUUUAUUUGGUUUUGAUGUUCUUAUUCUUUUAUAUGAUCGUUGAGGCUCGAAGUGUAGAAUUCAUCUUCAAUGGAUUCAAUGGGAGUGAAAAAGCUCUCUCACUUGAUAGAGCGUCUAUUAUCAAGCCUACUGGUUUACUAAGGCUCACCAGCAAAACACAAAAUGCUAUAGGACAUGCAUUUUAUUCCGAACCAAUACAAAUGCUUGACAGAAGUUCAUCUUCAUCUCCAAAUGCUCUCUCUUUCAACACAACUUUUGUCUUUCAGAUCGUCUCUCCAUCCGAAGGUAAAGGAGGCUACGGCCUUGCUUUCACCUUAGCUCCCUCCACCCAGCUUCCCGGUGCUGCUGCGGAACAUUAUCUUGGUCUUUUCAACUCUACAAAUAAUGGUAAUCGCUCAAACCAUAUUUUUGCUGUUGAAUUCGACACAGUUAAUGGAUUCAAUGAGAAAUCAGACUCGGAGGGAAAUCAUGUCGGAAUCAACGUUAACAGCAUGCAGUCGGUAGCAUCAGAAACAGCUUCUUUCCGCUACGAUGCAAGCCGUUCGGAAGAUUUGAAGUUGGAGAGUGGUAACCCUAUUCAAGCUUGGAUAGAAUAUGAUGGUGAGACUAAAAAUGUUAGUGUCACAAUAUGUCCCAUGGGGGAAGACAAACCAAUUCAACCACUCAUCGGUCCUCAUCAUGUAGAUCUAAGCGAAGUUGUUAAGGAGAGUAUGUAUGUUGGUUUCUCUGCGUCCACUGGAAAAAAGACGAGCUCUCAUUACAUAGUGGGAUGGAGUUUUUCCACAAAUGGAGCAGCCCCUCCACUCAACCUUUCUGAGCUUCCUAUCGCACCGCAUGAGAAAAAUUCAUCCUCUUUCCGACCCUCCGUGAUUGCUAUUAUCGCAUCUUUAUGCAGUGUGACCACUCUUCUGUUUGCAAUACUCUUCCUUCUUAUGGUGUAUAGAAGGAAGUGGCGGCCAUUUGAGGCUCUUGAAAACUGGGAAUUGGAGUGUCCACACAGGUUUCGCUAUCAAGAUCUUUAUACUGCAACUAAGGGUUUUAAAAAGAGUGAGAUAAUUGGAGUUGGUGGGUUUGGUGCAGUGUACAAAGGUAGAUUGCCUUCGAAUGGAAAUGAAGUUGCUGUUAAGAAGAUCAUGACUCAUAAUUCAAUCCAGGGUUUGAGAGAGUUCACAGCAGAGAUUGAAAGCCUGGGACGUUUACGACACAAGAACUUGGUGAAUCUCCAGGGAUGGUGUAAGAGAAACAAUGACCUCCUCCUAGUUUAUGACUACAUCCCGAAUGGAAGCCUUGCCGGUCUCCUUUUUAGUCGGAGAAAUAACACCGUUUUGAGCUGGGAGCAAAGAUUCAAUAUCGUUAAAGGCAUUGCAGCAGGGCUUUUGUAUUUGCACGAGGAAUGGGAGCAAGUGGUGAUUCACAGAGAUGUCAAGUCAGGCAAUGUCCUGAUAGAUGCAGAAAUGAACGGACGGUUAGGAGACUUUGGUCUAGCCAGGUUGUAUGAUCAUGGCACGCUGUCGCACACUACAAAUAUCGUUGGCACGAUAGGGUAUCUUGCACCUGAAUUGACACGCACCGGUCAGGCUUCUACCAGUUCGGACGUGUAUGCCUAUGGUAUUUUGCUUCUUGAAGUGGCUUGUGGCAGAAAACCUGUUGAAACAAGUAACUUCAUUCUGAUAGAGUCAGUGAUUGAAUACCAUCAAAUGGGCAGAAUUCUUGACGCAGCUGAUCCAAAGCUGAACUCUGCAUUCGAGGUCAAAGAAAUGGAGUUGGUACUGAGGUUGGGUCUUCUUUGUUCUCAUCAGAAGCCUAAAGCCAGGCCAGCCAUGAGAGAAGUUAUUCGGUAUCUUAACUGGGAAGAUGAGCUUCCAGCAAUUGAUGAUUUUGGCUCUUCUGAUUCUCUGCGUGUGAGACCAAAAUUUAUGGAAGUGGUUUCCAGUGACACGAUCACAGGAUCGUAUCCUUCAUCUUCCAUCGGUAACAUUACUACAGAUUCUAUGGAUGCCGGCAGAUAG
Messenger RNA from Dovyalis caffra, 2022 nucleotides. The record is from the annotation of a GenBank genome assembly. Lineage: Eukaryota; Viridiplantae; Streptophyta; Magnoliopsida; Malpighiales; Salicaceae.